AGCGCCUGAGGUUCAUUUUUACCACGUAUUUCGAUAGUUUAUUUUAAUUAUCUAAAUUAACUAGCUUUUUUAAAUGUUUCGCGGUCAUAAUGUCACCGUCGAUGGACCCAAUGGCAAGAGCUAACGCUAAGCUAAUACUAGCGGACGUUAGCUAGUAACGGUCAACUAUCUGACCGUGAAGUCAGGAUAUUUGGGAGACUUAACAUACAAAAAGAACCGGAUUUAAUGAACGCAAUGAUAAAGCGUUUGCCUCAAGAGGUCCAGGGGAAACUUCGCUCCGGUGUCGCUAUCCCAUCACUUCAGCAGUGCUUAGAGGAGCUGAUCUUAAACAGCAUCGAUGCCGAGGCGACCUGUGUGGGAGUCAGGAUGGACAUGGAGGCGUUCAAAGUUCAGGUGAUCGACAACGGCGCUGGGAUGAACUCUGAGGACAUGGGGUGCGUGGGAAACAGAUACUACACAAGCAAAUGCAGCUCUGUUGAAGACCUGGACAACCUCCGGUGGUAUGGUUUCAGAGGAGAAGCCCUGGCAAGUAUAGUUUCUCUAGCCACACUAGUUGAAAUCUCAUCUCGGACGAGAACAUCUGUGAAAACACAUGUUAAAAUCUUCAAGGAUGGCAAGGACAUGGAUGUAUUUGAAGCAGAGACUGCGCGACCCUCUGCGGGCACAUCUGUUGUCAUCUGUAACUUCCUCCACAACAUGCCUGUCCGGAGGAAGAGGAUGGAUGCUGUCCUGGAGGGAGAGAGGAUCAGACACAGAGUGGAGGCUAUUUCUCUGAUGCAUCCCUCUGUGUCUUUCACCCUGAAGAAUGACUGCACAGGAGCCAUGAUGGUGCAGCUCCCUAAAGCUAGAAACACAUACCACAGGUUUGUUCAGAUUCACAGCCUCGGGCGUGCACAGAAACUUGGAGAAAUCAGCUUCACACGUGGACAGUUUGAAGUGAUCGGUUACAUUGGCAGAGAAGGCCACUACAACAACAGCUUACAGUUCCUGUAUGUAAAUGACAGACUGCUGCUGAAAACACGCAUACACAAGCUCCUGAACUUUCUCCUACGCAGACUGAGCAGUACACUUCAAAAAAAUGACAGUCCAGAUGGGCAGUCUGCCAUCAGGAGUCCAAAGCACAAACGAAGCCAAGAGCUGCAUGGAGUGUACAUCAUCAAUAUUAAAUGCUCUUACACAGAGUAUGACAUAUGUCUCGAGCCUGCCAAAACUCUAAUAGAGUUCAAAGAUUGGGAUGGUGUUUUGCUAUGUAUAGAAGAGGCAGUGAAAGCUUUCCUGAGCAGGGAGAACUUGGUUUCUGUGCUUUCUCAAGAUGACUUGGACUAUGUACAUCCCGAAUUGUUUGGCACACACAAUACAGACCAAGAAGGGCACAACAUUGGUGACAGUGGCCAGGCCACUGGCAGUGCUUCCACACUAGAUUGCAGUAUUGGAAUGAAACUGGCAUCUCAUCCUGUUCAUCGUAAGCGCAAAGAUGACUGCUUGUGUGAGGACAGCGUUAGCCAGGAGACUGGUCAGAUGGAGUGCAAAGAAGAGACAAAACAACAAAUGAAGACAGACAUAAAUGUGCAUGAGCUAGAAAAGAUAAAAAGUGGAGAAAGCAUUAAUGAAGACUAUAGAUAUGAGCCUACAUCUGAUAAUUAUGUUACUGAAGAAGAGGAGCCAACAUACAGUGAAGCAGGGGAGGGCCCUCAAACUUUACACAUGUCAAGUUCAGUCAGACAAUUACAAAGUGACAAACUCUCAAAAGAAGAAGAGAUACCAAUAAACAGUGCUACCUCAACCAGCAGCGUGACUCUACUAGAUGGCAUAACUAAAGAAAUUCACCCUGAUUUUAACAGUAUUGAGCGAAUAUUACCUGACUGCCAGAGUACAGCAGGACCUGAACAUACUUUAGUAGGUAACAGAAAGAUCAGUGUGUCCGAUCCAUUUAUUCAUGAAAAUCUGCUAAGUCAGGACCAGUCACUAACCAACAAGUCAGUAUCUCAGCAGCAGAUUUUAGUACAGAAAUGUGAAGAAAGAUUGUUUGCAUCAAAACGCAAAAUCUCACUGGAUGCGGUGCAGGACAGACUUUGUCAGAAACCACGCAAAGACCCCACUGCUAUUAUUCCCUUUAAGAUUCCCAGAAUUGCAACUUGUCAAAAGUUGUCUUUAUGUAAGGAGCCUGGAUCUCUUGAGAAGUUUAGAAGAGUGUAUGGUAAAUCUGAUGAAUUUAAAUUACAACCUCAAGAGAAUAAAACUAGACCUCCUCAGACAGAUAGCUUUGUUUUCAAUUCCCAGAAUUUGUUUGUUUGCCAGAAAGAUCAGCAAAAUUGUGGAGUUACAGAAGUAGUAAAAGAAGAAACAAGGAGCAGCCUCCGAAGCCCACCGACCCUCUCAGCUCUCGCCAAGACAAAACCAAUCUCAGGGCAUAAUAAAGGCAAAACAUCUUUGGCAGCUAAACUCUGCCAUUUGAAACAACACAGGACAGACAAUUUAAAAGUGUUACCACACCUGUUUGGGACUACCUCACAGGACAAAAGCUGUCUCAGCAGUGCUACUGAUGUCACCCAGGACAGCACUAACAAUGAGAAUCACUGUGACACUGCACUGAAUCCUGAGCCGGUCCCAGGCUGCAGUGCAAAUCCUCAGCCGGCUGAGACGGAAGAGGAUACAGCAUCAGAUGACUGGCUUCAUCACUACGAUACAUCUGUGGGAAAGACGGUUUACGUCAACAAAGUGACUGGGCUCAGCCGAUAUGAAGACCCACCUACUGAAAAAGCACAAGUGCGCUGUACAUCUGAUGUCACCAAUAUGGCAGUUAGUGUCAUCUCUGAAAUGGAUGCUGAUGCUGAGAGCUCCAACUCACUUUCAUCACUGUACUCAAAAUGGAAUAAUCCAGUGUUUGUUCGACCUCCUGCGGUUGCUGUGGACAUAUCAAGCGGGCAAGCCGAUGGACUUGCUGUCAAGAUCCACAACAUCCUGUUUCCCUACCGUUUCUCCAAGGCCAUGAUUCACACAAUGAAGGUUAUUCAUCAAGUGGAUAAGAAGUUUCUUGCAUGUCUUAUCAAUACAAGAGAUGAAGAGCCAGCAGCACUGACUGAAACUGAAGGAAACCUUCUGGUGCUGGUAGAUCAACACGCUGCACACGAGAGAGUUCGACUUGAAAAUCUGGUAGCAGAUUCUUAUGAGGACGACCCAGAUGCACCAGGGGAGAGACGUCUGUGCUCAUCGACCAUUUUGCCACCGCUUGAGAUCACUGUUACAGAAGAAGAGCUAAGGCUGCUCAGGUCUUGUCAGGCACAUUUGCGGAGUCUGGGCCUGGAAGUGAAGUUCUCAGCCGAUCCACAUGUUUUUAUAGGGAAGGUCCCACUGUGCUUCACGGAAAAGGAAAGUAAUGAGCUCAGGCGGGGGAGACAAUCUAUUAUCAAGCCUAUUGUUGAGGAGUAUCUACGAGAGCAGAUUGAGUUUCUCCGUUCAACUGGCAGAGUGAGAGGAACUCUGCCUCUCACUGUGCUGAAGGUGCUCGCCUCCCUAGCAUGCCAUGGUGCCAUCAAAUUCAAUGACACCCUGAGCAAAGAAGAAUGCCACAGCUUGGUGGCGUCCUUGUCCUCCUGCCAGCUGCCCUUCCAGUGUGCCCAUGGCCGUCCAUCUAUCGCUCCCUUAGUAGACACCCUCCAUUUGGACACGGACGAGAAGGAGAUACAGAAACCCAACCUCCAAAAGCUGAGAAGGAUGUAUAAAGCGUGGGAACUAUAUGGAAAUAGAUAAGUGGGUGUGAACUUUAUUUUAAAUGUGGCUCAGAUUGUCAAAUUCUCCUUAAAGCCCUUUAGCUGCACAUGGUAUUUUAUACUAAAGCACCUGUAAAUUCAUAGGAAAACUUUGUUAUUUAUAUAAAAAAGACAUGUCAAAAAUGAAUUCAGUUUGUAAGUACAGAAGAAAUACUAAAAUACAGGCGGAGUUCUUAGAAUAAAUGAACUAACACCAGAUUGAUUUCCCACUGAAUGCACCAUAAAAAACAUUUGGAAAAAUAAAUGAAAACAGAUUUGAAAAUGAACCCUUCAAAUAGACAUUGAUAAAAUGUGAAUUAUCAGAAACACAGCAAAAGGCACAUUGUAACAACCAAACUAGUGUCCCAAAACUUGGAGUCCCUC
Messenger RNA from Plectropomus leopardus (leopard coralgrouper), 4133 nucleotides. RefSeq names its product mutL homolog 3 (E. coli) (gene mlh3). NCBI's taxonomy places the organism in Eukaryota, Metazoa, Chordata, Actinopteri, Perciformes, Serranidae. Gene Ontology annotation, biological process: mismatch repair. Gene Ontology annotation, cellular component: mismatch repair complex. The record is from RefSeq and is a predicted model, not a curated record. Gene Ontology annotation, molecular function: ATP hydrolysis activity; ATP-dependent DNA damage sensor activity; ATP binding.